AUGGUUAUUGACUCCGGUCGUGAGAAUGUGUUGUGCCAAGUCCAGGUGCCGCAGCAGGAAAAGCCCAAGGCCCGCCAAUUGCCAGUCACUCUGCUCUCUGGCUUUCUGGGGAGUGGUAAGACCACGCUCUUGAAGCAUAUCCUCAAGUCAGCCAAUCAUGGAAUGCGCAUUGCAGUCAUUGUUAAUGACAUGAGCGUGUUGAACAUUGAUGCGGCCCUCAUCAAGAACCACAAGGUCUCUCAGACGCACGAGAAGCUCAUUCAGUUGCAGAACGGUUGUAUCUGCUGCACCCUACGUGGUGAUCUGUUGUCUGAGUUAGCACAAUUGACCAAGCAAAACGAAAUUGAAUACGUGAUUAUCGAGAGCACGGGCAUCAGUGAGCCCAUGCAAGUGGCCGAAACAUUCACAGCGGAGUUUAGCUCAGCCAUGCUGGAAGCUGAAGAUCAGAUCACCGGUAAUAAUGACGAAGAUGCGAAGAAGAUUCUGAGCGAGAUUGUCGAAUUGGGUGGACUACACACUAUGGCCCGUCUAGACACUACGGUGACUGUCAUCGAUGCCUUCAACCUUCUCUCGAGCUUUGACACGGUGGAGUUCCUAUCGGAUCGAUAUGGAAAGGACGAAAUUGUACCCGAAGACGAGCGAACCAUUUCCGAUCUGAUGGUGGACCAGAUCGAGUUCGCCGAUGUUCUGAUUGUCAACAAGAUUGAGACUAUCAACCAAACAACACGGGAUAAGAUCAUGCAGCUACUGAAGCUAUUGAACCCCGAUGCAAAGGUCCUCACGUCUAGUUACUCCCAGGUAGAUGUGCGGGAGAUCAUUGCGACCGGCAAGUUUGACUUUUUGCGCGCUACCUCUGGUGCUGGCUGGCUGCGUAGCUUGCAUGAGAUGACUAUACAGACAACAGGCAAUGGAGAGCGCCUGGCCCCCAAGCCAGAGACUCUAGAGUACGGGAUCAACAAUUUUGUUUAUUCCGCCCGCCGGCCGUUCCACCCCCGUCGUCUCUUCUCACUGCUCCAUGACAAGUUUAUUCUCCUCCAAAACAAUGAACUUGAUGACGAUUCCGAUGAAGAAGACGACGGAGAGUCCGUAGAUGAAAUGGACACCGAUACCGAGUCUGUGGAAGACUUUGAUCAACCAGACCCAAAGGACAUCCUCAACAACAAGCGAGUGCACCCUGCAUUCGGCCCCGUUCUCCGCUCGAAAGGCUUCUUCUGGCUGUCCACUCGGCCUUUCCAAUUUGGUGAGUGGAGUCAAGCGGGCGGCAUGUUAACCGUGGGUUGCGGGGGGCCCUGGUUUGCGGAAAUGCCCGAGGAUGCGUGGCCCGAGGACAAGGAUGUCAUCGAAUCAAUUCUGAACGACUUCCAAGGCCCCUGGGGAGAUCGGCGCCAGGAACUGGUGUUCAUCGGCGAGGGGAUCGACCAGGAACAGAUCACCACCAUUCUAGACGAGUGUUUGCUGGAUGACAAGGACAUGAAACUGUGGGAGAAGGUUAUGAAAAACAAGAAACUCAGUCAGCAGGCCAAGACUAAGAAGCUGGCCAGUCUGUGGGAAGAUGGUUGGGAGGAUUGGCCUGCUUUUGAGAUCGAGGAGGAACAAGUUGGCAAGCACAGGAUCAGCGACUAUAGUACUAGCCAUGAUCACAAAGGCCAUAAGCACGGCCGGUAG
Messenger RNA from Penicillium atrosanguineum, 1665 nucleotides. RefSeq lists its product as uncharacterized. Lineage: Eukaryota; Fungi; Ascomycota; Eurotiomycetes; Eurotiales; Aspergillaceae. The record is from RefSeq and is a predicted model, not a curated record. The coding region runs from base 1 to 1665 and encodes 554 amino acids. The transcript is spliced from 5 exons.